This is a messenger RNA of Penicillium riverlandense, 4530 nucleotides long. Its product is annotated as GYF domain-containing protein. The coding region runs from base 1 to 4530 and encodes 1509 amino acids. The record is from RefSeq and is a predicted model, not a curated record. NCBI's taxonomy places the organism in Eukaryota, Fungi, Ascomycota, Eurotiomycetes, Eurotiales, Aspergillaceae. The transcript is spliced from 4 exons. Gene Ontology annotation, molecular function: protein binding.
AUGCCAACACCACUUCCUUCGAGUUUUGCUUCGGCCGCUGCUGGCAACACCCAGGACGCCAGUAGACGAGGGGACGGCUCCUCUGCCAGUGGAGAAUGGUCCCGAACCCGCAUGAACGGAGCCACCCAGACAUUCCGUCGUCCGUCCGGUGCGACGAACCCUUCUCACCACCGCGAGAGCAGCCAGCCGGCCUCAGCUUCGACUCCCACUGCCGCCGGAGCGUACAUCCCUCCCCACAUGAGCUCAAAUCCCUUGUCCGGCACGCUGCGCAACGGUGAAGCUCGGUACUCCAAGGAGCAACUUCUAGACUUCUAUAAGGUGCAGCGGGAGACUGGAUCCUUGGGCAAGAACGUGGAGGAAUAUUUCGUCGCCGACUGGGACCCUCAAAUGGUGACACCUGCGGCGAACGGGGCGUGGGGGAAACGGGACGACCACAAGAAUAGCUCCACUGGACCCGAGGUCUGCUGGGAUCAUGAGGGUCAGGUCGAGCCCCUGGGGCUUACGGAGAUGACGGACGAUGAGAAAGAGUUGUUCUCUGCCUCCGUCAACUCUCCUCUGAAGCCGCCACCGUCAAGUGCCUCCAAGGAACCCGCCGCUCCUGGAGUGGGAGGCCGCAAAUCCUCCAUCUCCUAUACCCAGGGCCAUAUGAAUAACUACAAUACCUCUUCACCGACCACGGGGCGCCCUGGCCCCCGACGCCGCGAAACGAGCGAAUCCACGGGCAACCCCAUGUCUCCUACCGCCGGGUCAAACUCUCGCUUCUUCCGCGAAGAGGCCAGUACCUCCACCCCGCCACCUGCUCUCCUGCGCCGCAAGACAGAUUUUCGAGAUGCGCCAACUGCGGACAAGGCGAAAGAUCCAACCGGCCGGGAGGGGGGCCCAGAUGCUCCCUAUGGGUCUUUGAAACGCAGUACCACCAACCCCUUGGGUGCAGGUGCCAGCGGGUCGAGUUCCCCUUGGGGAACGGCCUCGCAGAAUGCGAACUUCUCCCCCAUGGGCGCAUUUGGAGCUUUCUCUCUUGGUGGUGCCAGCGCGACCCAGGCGGCCCCGGCCGAGAAAAAGGCAGGAUAUGGCAGUCUGCGCGGGGAAAGCAGGUUCAAGGGCCUGCUUUCCAAGGAUAGCUCGGAGGACAUCGCUGGGUCGGCAAAGGACAAGCCUUCGCUGAGCAACCUGGAACGACUCACUGAGAACGACAGUGGCAGCCGCUCCCAGUCGCCCUGGGGGGACGCUGUCAAGACCCGCACCGGCCGCAGCGACACGAAUCCGUUCGAGGAGGGUCGCAGUGGAAGCGCCGCCCUUGGCGGGUCUCAGGAUGUCGAGGCACCUCCCCAGGUGGCGGAUCAUGGUUUUGGCGCAUUUGGCAUGACCUCCAGCAUCCCCGGUUUCCGCGAGUUGAUGCAAAGCCAAGAGAAUUCACGCAAUCCAACUCCCAGUCUCCUCCAAGGCCACGAACCCACCAGCCCGACCAACACGAACCCCUUUCACAGCCCGCACGGCGAUCGACAAAAUGCGGAGGACGUGGAUACUGACGGGUCAGACAUUCAGCAUUCUCAACACGCGGGCUUGAGUGGUCUCCGUGACACCUCCAAUCCGUUUGGUUCGAUGAGACGCGUUGGAUCCGGAAUGGACCUUCCCACCGUCGAUCGCAGCCAAAACUCCAGCGCCAACGCGAACCGUGGCUUUUCGGGGCUUGGUGGCCUGGGUGGUCUCCCUUCUCUGGGGACAUCCUCCGGUUGGCCAUCCAGUGGUGCUGUCGGUACCCCGACUCGCGAACGUUCCGCGUUUCCGGGCGGCUUUGGUGAUCCGAUCUUUGGUUCCAUGGGCGAUCUGCCAUCUCCCAGCUUAGCGAACCUUGGGGGAGGAGGUCUUUUCAGUCCACAUGCGGGCGUUGCUGGCUCCGGCAGUAUCGGACGAUCGAGCAAGCUUGGCGCCCUGUUCUCGACCAUGCAGGACGAGCAAGGCAUGCCAGACAUUGGCGAGAUGGAUGACGGACAGCAGGUGGACAAGCAGGCGAGUCAAGCUGGUUCCAACUCUGCGUCGGAGACCCCCGUUUCCAAUCUUGGUGCUAUCCCAGCCAACAUGGCCGCCCACGAUGUACCAAGUCAGACGCCUGGUGGAACCAUGUCGGCUGCUCAGCAGCGGAUGAUGGUGAUGCCCGAUCGAAUGCGCUGGAUCUACCGCGAUCCCCAAGGAAACAUCCAGGGACCCUGGACAGGUCUUGAGAUGCACGAUUGGUUCAAGGCGGGUUUCUUCAGCCCCGAUCUGCAGAUCAAGAAGCUCGAAGAUCCGGAGUUUGAGCCUCUUGCGCAGUUGGUACGACGCAUUGGGAACUCUCGCGAGCCAUUCCUUGUGCCGCAGAUUGGUAUUCCUCAUGGCCCAGAUCCCACCGGCGGAACGCAGUGGACUGCCAACAGCACCGCGGGCAACGCUCAGCCACCAUUCCCUGGCAGUUUCCCCAGCUUUGGCACUACCUUGACGGCUGAGCAGCAAAAUGCAUUGGAGAGGCGAAAACAGGAAGAGCAGUACCUUAUGGCGCGGCAGAAGGAGCAUCUCGCUCAGCAGCAAGCUAUAAUGAAGCAGAUGCACGUCCCAGGUGCUCCUCCUUCCCUGCAGCCCCAGCUCCAGCAUCAAUCCAGCGCGCACAGUCUUCACAGCCAACCUAGCUUUGGCAGCAUCACCUCCCCGGUCGGCUACCAACCAUCUCCGAUUCAGGCCCCUCUGCAACAGCAGCAGCAAACCCAGCAGGGAGUCCCUGGCUUCUUUGAUGCGGCCGGCUCUAUCAGACAGGGCGGUGGAUUGCCUAAUGUCGGUCCGGGAAUGCUUGGAACGGAACUCGGUGGCAGUCAGGAUCAGCUCCCAGCCCUACUCGAUCGCCUGAACGUGGGUCGCCAGGACCCAUUUGCCUUUGGAAGUCCUACUUCGUUUGCUGCCCGUCAGCCUGACAACUUCGUCCAGUCCCAGCAGGUUGCGUCGAUGCUUCAGGACCGCGCUCAGCUGCAUCAAGAGCAAGAGCAAUUUGACAAGGCGAAUUCCAAUGAUCCGUUCGAUCAGCAAGCACGCGAGGAACGACUUCGCCAAUUCCAUGCUCUCAGAGCUCAAGAAGGCGAGCUCGGUGGUCUUCCUACUCAUCCUGCCGGGGCAGCCACCCAACAGCAACUUGAAGCUGAAGCUGCCGCUGGCUCAGAAGUGGCAGCUCAACAACUCGCUGAAGCUGGUGUUGCACCCCCUCUAACUCUCACCCAGCAGGUCCAGAAGACUGCAUCCGCUCAGCGGCAGCAGCAGGAGGAGGAGCAGGCACAAGGGCCUUCUGAGUCGGCCUGGGGAACCAUUAAACAAGACCAUGCGAUGCCUCAACCGUUCCCUCCACCGCCCUCCGCGUCGCCUCUGCCCGCGCCUGCCGCGCAGCGCAACCGCCAAUACGUGGCUGAAUCUCUAGCUGCAGGUUCCCGUUCCCAGACUCAGACUCCCGUUGACGCUCCGGCUACCUCUGUCGCCCCGUGGGCCAAGGAGACUCAUGAUUUGCCCAAGGGUCCGUCUUUGAAGGAGAUCCAAGAAGCCGAAGCUCGCAAUGCCGCCCAGCGUGAGGAGAUUGCCGCUGCCGCGCGCCGUGCUCAGCUACUCGCCGAACAAGAGCGUCUCAGUCAAGUCCAAGCUCAGGCCGCUCCUGGUCUCCCCUCGUCCGCCAACUGGGCCAGCGCCGGAUCACCUGCAACCCCGACGUCUGCUGGUUCCGUGUGGAGUAGCAAAGCUCUUCCCGUGGCAACCAACACCGCCACCAAGAAGACUCUCGCGCAGAUUCAGAAGGAAGAGGAGGCUCGCAAGCAGCGCCUGGUUGCUGCCGCGGCCUCUGCGGCCCAGACCGCGACUCCUAGCCCUCCCAUGUCCGCUGGCAAGCGGUACGCUGACCUCGCAAGCAAGGCCCCUGCCCCUGUUGCUCCCGGCGCCGUGGCCUCCUCUGGAGCCUGGACUACUGUCGGCGCAAGCGGCAAAGCCAAGGCCCCUCCCAAUGCGCCGCUUGGCCCGCGCUCCGUGAGCGGAACUGUUCCUAUCGCACCUGCUGUUGCUGCUGCGAAGGUCCGCCCUGCCGCUGGCACUCGCACUGUGACGACUGGGAGCCUGCCGCAGUCCAACUCCAGCAAGGCCGUUGAGGAGUUCACCAAGUGGGCGAAGCUGGCACUGGGCAAGGGGCUGAACACGAACAUCAAUGUCGACGACUUCGUCCAACAACUACUCUUCCUGCCUGCCGAGACCGAGAUCAUCUCUGAUUCGGUCUACGCCAACUCCCAGACCUUGGACGGUCGCCGCUUCGCCGAGGAAUUCAUCCGUCGCCGCAAGCUCGCCGACAAGGGUAUCGUCGACGCUGUCUCCCCGGGUGCCUUUGGCGAGCAGAAGAACGGCGGCGGCUGGAGUGAGGUCGCUAAGAAGGGCUCCACGGCGAGCAUUGCUGCCGCUGCUGCUGCUGCCCAGCGCGAGGAGGAGAGCAGUGCCGCAUUCAAGGUCGUUGCGCCCCGGAAGAAAGGCAAGCGGUAA